Pyrgilauda ruficollis (rufous-necked snowfinch) is the source of this 4004-nucleotide messenger RNA. It is a transcript of the gene RALGPS1, whose product is annotated as Ral GEF with PH domain and SH3 binding motif 1. The record is from RefSeq and is a predicted model, not a curated record. The transcript has 21 exons. Gene Ontology annotation, cellular component: plasma membrane. The coding region runs from base 510 to 2267 and encodes 585 amino acids. NCBI's taxonomy places the organism in Eukaryota, Metazoa, Chordata, Aves, Passeriformes, Passeridae. Gene Ontology annotation, biological process: positive regulation of GTPase activity; Ras protein signal transduction. Gene Ontology annotation, molecular function: guanyl-nucleotide exchange factor activity.
UCCCCAGCCGGGCCGGGCCUCGUCCCCGGCGGUGCUGAGGGCGCCUCCCUCUCACCGAGAGAGGUCGUGGGCGUUGCUGGGGACAUCGCGUCCCGAACAGGUGAGCUGCGGACGAGCCCCUCGUGUCCGGCACAAAAGGAAUGUUAUGAUUUUAAACAAGAGAUAAAACUGCUGAAAGGCCAGAGCUAGACCCAGCAACAAACUAAUGGAGGUGUGCAGCAAAAUGGGUUGAGAGCAGAGCUGCCUUAUUCCACCUUGUUUUUGCACUGUCUUCAGUUUUGCUUCAGAGAGCGCUCCAUAUCUAAAUGGGUUUGUCAAAUUGGCAAAGAAGAACAGACAACCUCUGGUGUCUGUUGCAUCCUGAUUUAUCCACUUUGCUUCUGGCAGCCUAUGAAGGAGAUCUACUGCAGUGUGCCUGUGAACCUCCCGUGCAAGCAGAUAAGGAAUUUCUGUUUUCUGUUUUCAACCAGUGCUGGCUGAGCUGAAACUUCCCACAUCUUGUGGAGAGCAUGUAUAAAAGGAAUGACCUCAUGGCCAGUGUGAUGGUCACCUCUGCCACUCCAGAGGGUAGUAGCAGCUCAGAUUCUCUGGAAGGGCGAAGUUCGGAUUAUGCCAAUAAAAGCUAUGAUGCAGUUGUAUUUGAUGUGUUGAAAGUAACUCCUGAGGAGUUUGCUAGCCAGAUAACAUUGAUGGAUAUGCCAGUAUUUAAAGCUAUACAGCCUGAGGAACUAGCCAGCUGUGGAUGGAAUAAGAAAGAAAAACACACCCUCGCUCCAAAUAUUGUUGCCUUUACUAGGAGGUUUAACCAGGUCAGUUUUUGGGUUGUACGAGAAAUAUUAACAGCACAGACCUUAAAAAUAAGGGCAGAAAUACUGAGCCACUUCGUGAAAAUAGCUAAAAAGCUUCUAGAACUGAACAAUCUUCAUUCCCUUAUGUCUGUGGUGUCAGCACUGCAAAGCGCACCUAUCUUCAGGCUGACUAAAACUUGGGCUCUUUUGAAUCGGAAAGACAAGACCACCUUUGAGAAGUUAGACUAUUUGCUGUCUAAGGAAGAUAAUUAUAAAAGGACACGAGAGUACAUCAGAAGCUUAAAAAUGGUUCCUACAAUUCCAUAUUUAGGAAUUUAUCUCUUGGAUUUAAUCUACAUAGAUUCUGCAUAUCCUGCUUCAGACAGCAUAAUGGAGAAUGAACAGAGAUCCAAUCAAAUGAACAAUAUUCUCCGAAUAAUAGCUGAUCUGCAAGUAUCCUGCAAUUAUGAUCAUCUCACAACACUUCCCCAUGUGCAAAAGUAUUUGAAGUCUGUCCGUUACAUUGAAGAACUUCAGAAGUUUGUAGAAGAUGACAAUUACAAAUUAUCUUUAAGAAUUGAGCCAGGUAACAGCUCUCCUCGACUGGUUUCCUCCAAAGAAGAUCUUGCAGGUCCGUCUGACAUAUCAGCAAUUAUGAAAUUCAGCAGGAGACCCACAUGUCCUGAUGCCUCAGUAGCAGCAAGUCUACCUACACCUCCUGUACCAAGGCACCGGAAGAGUCACAGCUUAGGAAACAAUAUGAUGUGUCAGUUGAGCGUCGUGGAGAGCAAAAGCGCCACCUUCCCGACGGAGCGGCCACGGCACCUGCUGGACGACAGUGUCCUGGAGGGUCACAGCCCCGCGCGUGGCCACGCGCCCAGCACGCGCCUUGCCAACGGCCUCUCCAUAGAUAGCAGUGAAAGCUCAGAAUUUAGUGAGGAGCUGCCGUCAGGGCUUGAAAGGGGUCGUUUAUAUGCCACGCUGGGACCUAACUGGAGGGUACCAAUCAGGAAUUCUCCUCGGAGUCGAAGCUGUGUCUACAGCCCAACAGGUGCAUGCAGCUGCACAGCAGGUGGUUCUACAGGAGUCAUUACCAUGGAAGGGCCUUUAAGAAGAAAAACGCUGCUCAAAGAAGGCAAGAAACCUACUCUCUCCUCAUGGACUAGAUACUGGGUCAUGCUUUCAGGAUCAACUCUUUUGUACUUCGGAGCAAAAGCUUUAAGAGGCACUGAAAGAAAACAUGCAAUGUUUACAAGUUUCAGACUGGUUCAAGGUUUCAUGCAAUAUUAUGGCAUAAACAUCUGGAUGAUGCCUGCAAAAGCAACAAGCCUCAGCAUCAUUAUUCAGACUUCAUCAAUCACCAGAGAACCUCUUCUGACUUUCCUAAGAUUGCGUAGAGGAGAAAUUAGCAAGCCAGCCCCUAACUUACAAACCAGGAACACCAUGAAAGUCAGUUUAAGUGAACAGAACCUCUACUAGAACAAGCUCCCUGGCAUCAGCAGUAUGUAUUCCGUGGGCUUCCAUGAUUUUUUAUGUUUUAAUUUUGAAACUUAAGGAGAAAAAACCAACUGUAUUGUUAAAUGUAGGUCAAAAGUAAAUUUAUUGUUCUUUUAAGAGUUCAUGUUACAAUCCUGAAAGCCUAAUACAUACCAGGUUUUCAAGAAAAACAGUUCCUGACGACAAUUGCAUUUAGAUCCUGGGACAUGAGAAAGUGUAUGUAAAGUUGAUAAAAUUUGUUUGAUAACUGAGGAACUGUGUGAAAAGAGUGGUAAUUAAAAUAUAUAUUUGUAUCGUUUUUCUCUUUCUUUGCUAACUUAACUUGGAACUAGAAAAAACAUGGUUAUCUGCAAGGGCAGAGCAUCGAACGCCAUUAGAGAUGGUGUAGAAGCUUUUGAAUGUGGUAACAUCCUAUCGGCAGUGAAUGACUUCAGACUGUUAGGCUAUGAUAUAGCUGCAUUAUUCUGCACCUGUGGAUUUUUGUGAUUAGUCAUCAAUGAAAUUAAACAUAUUUUCCGUAUAGCACAAUUGUGAAAUUGCUGCAGAGUAUUGAGAAAUUCGGAUUGAUGGCAGUGAAAGAAUACUAGUAAAACAUCUUAAACCAAUUUUAAAUUGGUCUUUAAGUAUUAAAUAGUUUGUAGCUGCUGAUUAGAGGUGUAAUGAUGCCAUUUGGUACCAUUUGCUAUUACCAGGUAGUUCUAUGGUUAAUUGAAAGCUGCUAUUGAAAUACAAUAGGUUGCCUGUCACUACUGAUUGUUACAGCACAUCCACAAAAAAAAAAAAUCACAAGCCGUACAAGUUUUCCUCCAUCAAAGAGAACAACUACAAUAGUUAUGUAAAAGUAAACAUUAUAUCAUAAUUGCCAUUUUUAGAAUUGUGAAGAUAUAAUAACUGUAGGUGAUAUUAUUAGUUUUAUUUAAUGUAUUAUUUAAUUAAUCUGAUUAAUUUUUAAUUUUUAUUAUUUAAUUAUCCGUUAUUUAUUUUUAUUUAUUUAUUUAAUUAAUUUUUAUGUAAUUCAGUGCCAAAAUGCAUGUUUUUCCAAAUAGCACUAAAAUGAGGCAAAGAAACUAGUUUUCAAAGUGAGACUGAUUUGUCACACUAUAAUGUUAAUCAAUUUCAAAAUUUUGGUUUGUUUUGUGUGGAAACUGUUGCACUAUUUUUGGCUGUGUUUUCCAGCAGUCCACUGCAUGCCAUUUGUGUAAAGGAUUCUUUCUAUAAUUCUUGUGAACUGUCUCACCUGUAAGAACUCUGGUGUUGGAAUCUAGGUUUUUGGCAAAGUAUUUUGUUACCUCAGUCUUGUAUCGAGUUGCUGCAUUUUUCAGUUUGUUACAUUGAUAAUAAUGAUUGUUUUGCUAAUUAAAUACUUUAAUGUAAAAAAAGUUUGUUUACUACAACAGUAAUAGCAUUUGGUGGUAAGUUUAAAAAUGUGCAGGGUAUGUAUGCUGUUGACAAUAAAAUACUCUGAAAAAGAAUAGUAGAGGUACAGAAGGAAUGUUUUAGCUCAAAGGCAGCAUUGCAUGUUUUAUUUGUGAAUGAAUGGUAAUAUAAUUGAACAGACUUUAUGGAGCACAGAGUCUAGCCAUUUAGUAGUAUAAAACAACAGAAUCAAUCUUUCUAGGAUAAAAUUGAAAAAGCCUCCAAAUUUUCAGCUUUUUCAAGUGAAUUUUGAAAGUCCAAAGAAGUAGAGACAAACUUAAAUUUCUUUGCACUUUAAAUUUA